Xyrauchen texanus (razorback sucker) is the source of this 6985-nucleotide messenger RNA. RefSeq names its product voltage-dependent T-type calcium channel subunit alpha-1I-like. The record is from RefSeq and is a predicted model, not a curated record. Bases 16 to 6108 code for a protein of 2030 amino acids. Lineage: Eukaryota; Metazoa; Chordata; Actinopteri; Cypriniformes; Catostomidae. Gene Ontology annotation, biological process: membrane depolarization during action potential; positive regulation of calcium ion-dependent exocytosis; calcium ion import. The transcript has 36 exons. Gene Ontology annotation, cellular component: neuron projection; voltage-gated calcium channel complex; voltage-gated sodium channel complex. Gene Ontology annotation, molecular function: low voltage-gated calcium channel activity; voltage-gated sodium channel activity.
AACUUGUGCAUCCGCAUGGUCUCCAGCCCGUGGUUUGAGCGUGUCAGUAUGAUGGUCAUCUUGUUAAACUGUGUGACGUUGGGGAUGUACCAGCCCUGUGAGAACAUCGACUGCUCCUCUGAACGCUGUCAGAUCCUGCAGGCCUUCGAUGCGUUCAUCUACAUCUUCUUUGCGCUGGAGAUGGUGGUGAAGAUGUUGGCUCUCGGGAUCUUCGGUAGACGUUGUUAUCUGGGGGACACCUGGAACAGACUGGACUUCUUCAUCGUGAUGGCAGGGGUGGUGGAGUAUUCUCUGGACUUGCAGAACAUCAAUCUGACGGCCAUCAGGACGGUUCGAGUUCUGCGUCCACUGAAGGCCAUCAACAGAGUUCCCAGCAUGCGUAUCCUGGUGAAUCUGUUGUUGGACACUCUGCCGAUGUUGGGGAACGUUCUGCUGCUGUGUUUCUUCGUCUUCUUCAUCUUCGGCAUCAUUGGCGUGCAGCUGUGGGCGGGGCUAUUGCGUAACCGCUGCUACCCAGAGGAGAACUUCACCCUCUCAACGGGUGUGGCACUUCCUGCGGCGUACUACUCUCUGGAUGAGGAAGACGAGAGGCCCUUCAUCUGCUCUCUGGCGCAGGAUAACGGGAUUAUGUCCUGCAGUGACGUGCCGGCGCGGCGUGUGGCGGGACACCAGUGCUGUCUGGAUAUAGAUGAUCUACUACAUCACCAGGCUUUGGGCCUGCCGACCGAAUCCUUUCUGAACGCCAGUGCCAUUGUACCCGGAGUCUGUGUCAAUUGGAACCGAUACUAUACCCACUGUCGCACGGGGCACAAAAACCCACAUAAAGGAGCCAUCAACUUUGACAACAUCGGAUAUGCCUGGAUUGUUAUAUUUCAGGUCAUUACUCUGGAGGGCUGGGUGGAGAUCAUGUAUUACGUCAUGGAUGCUCAUUCCUUUUACAACUUCAUCUAUUUUAUUCUGCUUAUAAUAGUCGGGUCGUUCUUCAUGAUAAACCUGUGUUUAGUCGUCAUAGCAACUCAGUUUUCGGAGACCAAACAGCGCGAGCAUCAGUUGAUGCAGGAGCAGUGGGCCGCCCGUCAGUCCUCCAGCACGUUGGCGUCACUGGCCGAACCCGGCGACUGCUAUGAGGAAAUCUUCCAGCUCAUCUGCCAUGUCCUGCGUAAGGCGCGCCGACGCACUGCUGCAUUCUUCCGAAAUCUCUACUGUAAACCACAGGAGCAAACACCAGAGAAAACUAAUGUUAACGGAGGAGACAAGAGCCUCCAACAACAUGGUGAGAGAGGGACUAAUGGACAAAUAAUUGGACAGAUGGAAGACUCUGAGCUCUGCUCUCAAUACUCUGCAGAUGAAGCCACACCCACCACUUCAGCAGCCAAUCAAGAGACAGAGGAGGGAGCAGCAGAAGAGACAGACAAGCAUCAGAGGGCGGAGGGGCCAUGUCAGUGGCGGGGCCGAGAGCUAUGGAUGGAGAUGAGGGUCAAACUGUGGGGAAUCGUGGAGAGUAAAUACUUCAACAGAGGAAUCAUGGUGGCCAUCCUCAUCAAUACAAUCAGCAUGGGCAUUGAACACCACGAACAGCCAGAGGAACUGACUAAUGUUCUGGAGAUCUGUAACAUCGUCUUCACCAGCAUGUUUGCCCUGGAGAUGAUCCUCAAACUCACGGCGUUCGGCUGCUUUAAUUACCUGCGCAAUCCGUACAACAUCUUUGAUGGAAUCAUCGUUAUCAUCAGUGUGUGUGAGAUUGUGGGUCAGUCUGAUGGCGGUCUCUCGGUGCUCAGAACGUUCCGGUUGUUGCGUGUUUUGAAGCUGGUUCGUUUCAUGCCGGCUCUGCGCAGACAGCUGGUGGUUCUGAUGAAGACUAUGGACAAUGUGGCAACCUUCUGCAUGCUGCUGAUGCUCUUCAUCUUCAUCUUCAGUAUUCUGGGGAUGCAUAUCUUUGGCUGUAAGUUCAGUCUCAAGACAGACGCUGGAGACACCGUUCCAGACAGGAAGAACUUUGACUCUCUGCUUUGGGCCAUUGUCACUGUGUUUCAGAUCCUGACUCAGGAGGACUGGAAUGUGGUUCUGUAUAAUGGCAUGGCCUCCACGUCUCCUCUGGCUGCUCUGUAUUUUGUGGCUCUGAUGACGUUUGGAAACUACGUCCUGUUUAAUCUGCUGGUGGCCAUUCUGGUGGAGGGGUUCCAGGCGGAGGGUGAUGCCAAUCGUUCAUACACUGAUGACGACAGAUCGUCCUCUAAUGACAUUGAACAGCACAAAGACUCGCUCACAUUCUCUGAUCCUAAACUCCCGUCUCUCACUCCGAACGGUCAUCUGGAUCUGGAGCCGCUGGCGGAGGGAAAGACCAGGACGAGCUUCUCUGAGGAGUAUCACAGGAGCGGAGCCGUCAGUCUGUGCAGGAGAUCUUCCUCUCUGCGCCACAGUUCUCAUUACCACCACUGGGGGCGUCCUCCCCCUCAGUCGUCCUGGAGCCGACGGUGCAGUUGGAACAGCGUGGGUUGUUCUACACGAGGUCUUAGGACAGGAGGGGUCAUCGGAGGCAGUCUACGUGUGCGCAGCAUUCACUCGCACCCCGCGGAACACGAAUCUCUGCUGCCGCACCCUCCAUUCCUGUCUCGCCAUGACCGCCGGGCGCUCUCACUCGAGCUGCCUGAACUCUUGCAGCGACCCCCUCUGGUCAGGAAGAAGAGCGUGUCUGCGGAGCACCAGGACUGUAACGGGAAGGGCCCGGGCACUCAGGGGCCACUGAUGGGAGAGAUUUACCCUCAGCUCAAUGCUCACAAAGACAAGAAAGACCUGGAGGAGGAUACCGAAUAUAGUCUUUGUUUUCGUAUCCAGAAGAUGAUGGAGGUGUAUCGGCCGGACUGGUGUAACAAGAGAGACGAUUGGUCCAUUUAUUUGUUUUCUCCUCAGAACAAGUUUAGGUUGAUUUGUCAGACUAUCAUCGCUCAUAAACUCUUUGACUAUGUGGUUCUCGCUUUCAUAUUCCUCAACUGCAUCACUGUUGCCCUGGAGAGACCCAGAAUCCAUCAGGGCAGUCUGGAGCGAGUCUUCCUCACCAUCUCCAAUUACGUGUUCACGGCCAUCUUUGUGGCUGAGAUGACUGUGAAGGUUGUCUCUAUGGGUCUGUAUCUGGGCGAGCGAGCAUAUCUGCGCAGCAGCUGGAACAUUCUGGAUGGUUUUCUCGUCUUUGUGUCGUUGAUUGACAUUGUGGUGUCGAUGGCGGGUGGAGCAAAGAUUCUGGGCGUGCUGCGGGUGCUCCGACUGUUGAGGACAUUACGACCCCUCAGGGUCAUCAGUCGAGCUCCAGGUCUCAAGCUGGUGGUGGAGACUCUCAUCACGUCACUGAAGCCCAUCGGAAACAUCGUCCUCAUCUGCUGUGCUUUCUUCAUCAUCUUCGGCAUACUGGGAGUUCAGCUCUUCAAAGGGAAGUUUUAUUACUGUGUGGGUUUGGAUGUGAAAAACAUCACGAAUAAGUCUGACUGUCUCUCUGCAAAUUACCGCUGGGUCCAUCACAAGUAUAACUUCGACAACCUGGGACAGGCUCUGAUGUCUCUGUUUGUGUUGGCAUCUAAAGAUGGAUGGGUAAAUAUCAUGUACCACGGUCUGGAUGCUGCAGGGAUCGACCAGCAGCCAGUGACUAACAACAAUCCCUGGAUGCUGCUGUAUUUCAUAUCCUUCCUGCUGAUCGUCAGUUUCUUCGUGUUGAACAUGUUCGUUGGUGUGGUCGUGGAGAACUUCCACAAGUGCCGUCAACAUCAGGAGGUGGAGGAGGCCCGACGACAAGAGGAGAAACGACUCAAGCGCCUGGAGAAGAGGAGACGCAAAGCUCAGCGCUUGCCGUAUUAUGCGUCGUACGGUCGUGUUCGUCUGAUGAUUCACUCGUUCUGCACCAGUCAUUAUCUGGAUCUCUUCAUCACCCUCAUCAUCUGCAUUAAUGUGAUCACCAUGAGUCUGGAGCACUACAGCCAACCACAGUCGUUGGAGAUGGCGCUGAAAUACUGUAAUUACUUCUUCAGCUCCACGUUUGUUGUUGAAGCCACACUGAAACUCAUCGCAUUUGGAUUCAGACGCUUCUUUAAAGACAGGUGGAAUCAGUUGGAUCUGGCGAUCGUUCUGUUGUCUGUGAUGGGAAUCAUUCUAGAGGAGAUUGAAAUCAACGCGUCUCUGCCCAUCAACCCCACCAUCAUCAGGAUCAUGAGGGUGCUGCGCAUCGCCCGCGUUCUGAAGUUGUUGAAGAUGGCCACAGGAAUGAGAGCGCUGCUAGAUACUGUCGUACAGGCGUUACCUCAGGUGGGGAAUCUGGGUUUACUCUUCGUCUUGUUGUUCUUCAUCUACGCUGCGCUCGGAGUCGAGCUGUUUGGAGAACUGGUGUGUAAUGUGGAAUACCCGUGUGAAGGAAUGAGUCGUCACGCUACCUUUGAGAACUUCGGUAUGGCGUUUCUCACGCUAUUCCAGGUGUCUACAGGAGAUAACUGGAACGGCAUCAUGAAGGACACGUUGCGUGAAUGUCCGCCGGGCGACAGCUACUCGUGUAACUCCAGCCUGCAGAUCAUCUCACCCAUGUACUUCGUGAGCUUCGUGUUGACGGCUCAGUUUGUGCUGAUUAACGUGGUUGUGGCCGUUCUGAUGAAACACUUGGACGACUCCAAUAAAGAGGCGCAGGAGGACGCAGAGAUGGAUGCCGAGAUCGAGCUGGAGCUGGCGCAGGGCGGCCUGUGCUGUCUGGGGCGACUCGACCGCCUCGCCGGGGCCGAUGUGGCAGAGAGACCCCCGGGAAACUGCGUGAACAGACGUGCGGCGAUGGCGGCGGUCCACGCACAGCCGAACCAGAGCGCAUUAACACUACACCGAACAACACACGACACGCACCAGAGGAAACUCUACUCAUCGGCACAGGAGAGCCUGUGGUUGGAGAGUGUGUCGCUGCUGAUGAAGGAUUCAUUGGAUGGUGAAAUGCACAUGAUUGAUAAUCUAUCAGGAUCAGUGUUUCAUCAUUACUGCUCUCCACCAAUCAGACGAGACGACAGGAGCAAAUCCGGAGAGAUUCAGUUGGCGGAGGUCGAGCAGACGUCUCUGAUGUCAGAACAGCUCUCAGAUAAAUCCUCAUCACCGGUGCUGGCCGAUGACAUCAGCCUGGAUGAGCACAGUGUGUCCCAGCAGCUGGACAGAGGCUAUAAGGAGGAUGAGGGCAGCGGUGACUCUCACAGCACAGAAGAGGACGGUCUUUGCAGAAGAUCUCUCCCUGAGAGUGAGACAUGCAGUGUAGAGAGAGACAGACAAAACGGGCAGCUUGAUUCGGGUCAGCGCAGAGAUGGGAGCAGAGGAGACGGCCACACGUCUUCAUCUCUCUUUCAUCCGCCAGACGAGUUCUUCCACCCGACCACAGCGGCGAAUCCUCAGGUGAGUCCGGCGACCGGUGCGGCUCAGGUGGGAUCCAGACAUGCAUCUCCAGCAUCCUGGGCUUCUCUCAGGUCAUCGGGGGCCAACAGCAGGGUCAUGAGCUCACAGAACACGUCUCACAGUAACUCUGCUUCAGGUAGUUCUGUGAGCAGCCUGCAGACGAUGCUAGAGGAGGGUUUGAGUGUCAGUGUUUGUCCUCCGGGAGACCUGACGUUGCCCUUGACCUGUCCACACUCCAAAAACCCCACGCCCUCUCCAGAACUCACACACAGAUCACACGCACCACAAACUGUGUGCAGCCUCCAGGCUGCCAGGGGGCGCCAGAGAAACCAGCACAGAUAUGACUGCACAAACCCCAACUGGAUCCAACGAGAGUCCACAGAACGCUCUGAUGUGGACACAGGAUUUGGCAUCUCAGCUGGAGGACCUUGUAGUCAUGAACAGUUAAUGGAUCAUCUGAGUAGCAUCUCUUUGACCUCUCUGCUCCCGCCGGGUUCGCCAACUCCCCCGCUGGCCAAAAAGUGCAACAGCACUGGGAGUUUAGUACAGGGGAAACUUGUGGUGUGGAAUAAAGGACUGGACAAGCAUGGCUUUCUUUCCGACCCCUGGACUGAAACUAUGAGUGAGGUAACAGAGACUAAGACACCCCCUGUUGACGUUAAGACAUGCAGCCAGACAAUAAAUGCUAGCUGUCGUAAAAACAGAUGAAAUGUAGCAUUUGUGCAUGACUACAGCCCCACAACAAAAGAAAACAUAUUUUCCCUAGUUGUGAAUGUCCGUUUGCAGUCUGAAUUGAAUGUUGGGGAGAUAAAAAUAUAUGCCGUAAAAUCAUGGGAAGGAAACACGUCUUUGAAAUGAGUUUCUGCAACAUCCAUCGCAUGUAUUCUGAUUCACACACAAAUGACUCUUAUGAACCAAUUCUUUUUGGUGAAUCAAAACAGACAGAGCAACCAGUGUAGUCCAACAAACAAAUGACUCUUAUGAACUGAUUAAUUUUAGUGAAUCAAAACAGACAGAGCAACCAGUGUAGACCGACAAACAAAUGACUCUUAUGAACUGAUUCAUUUUAGUGAAUCAAAACAGACAAAGCAACAAUUGUAGUCCGACAAACAAAUGACUCUUAUGAACCAAUUAUUUUUAGUGAAUCAAAACAGACAGAGCAACCAGUGUAGUCUGACAAACAAAUGACUCUUAUGAACCGAUUCUUUUUAGUGAAUCAAAACAGACAGAGCAACCAGUGUAGUCCGACAAACAAAUGACUCUUAUGAACUGAUUCAUUUUAGUGAAUCAAAACAGACAGAGCAACCAGUGUAGACCGACAAACAAAUGACUCUUAUGAACUGAUUCAUUUUAGUGAAUCAAAACAGACAAAGCAACAAUUGUAGUCCGACAAACAAAUGACUCUUAUGAACCAAUUCUUUUUAGUGAAUCAAAACAGACAGAGCAACCAGUGUAGUCUGACAAACAAAUGACUCUUAUGAACCGAUUCUUUUUAGUGAAUCAAAACAGACAGAGCAACCAUUGUAGUCCGACAAACAAAUGACUCUUAUGAACUGAUUCAUUUUAGUGAAUCAAAACAGACAGA